GUGUAGACUACGUAAAUGUACAUAGCUCUCUGCAUCUUACACUUUAUAGUAGCAAGUCUUGAACUUGAUUGAACUUGAAGGAAGUAGACUUAACAUUACACCGAAGAAGCAGGAGACAACAAACGGUCGAAUGAUCCAGCAAAAUUAAAAAAGUGAACGACACGACGGAAUUUUUAAUCUGAAUAGGUGAAUAUAAAUAGUUAUCUGUGACGGUUGAGAGGACUUGAGGAGGAUCUGCUUUCACUGUGUCAGAUGUAUAUUGAGAAUUACCAUGGCAUACACUGGAGAGUUGGACCCCCUUCAACCAGAAGGUGAUAAACUCGCCAAGAGAGGCAGCUAUUUUGAGAUGCUUUCUAGUAUCUCUACUGAAUUGGAUAUAAUGCUGAACGAUCUAAAGAAGAAGGAGUCUUUUAUCCCAACGUCUCCCAGGUCACCACUUAGUACUUCUCAUGUGUCUUUUGAAGCCAAAGACAGGAGCUUACUCAGAAGCAGCAAGGCAUUCUCAUUCUCAGACACAGAUGAGUGUGAUUCAACUGGGCUGCCAUCCAUGAGCAGUAAGCAUACCUCCACCCUAAGUGCUCCGGAGUCAUUAAUUCAACUACAAAGUUUAGACAGUUCAACUCCUGAUAGAACAGGAUGUAAUGCUUCUCUUAGCCACUCCUCCCUGCCUGAUAGUACCCUCACUAUGAUGACCCGCCUGGUUCACACUAAACCAAUUUGGUUUCUACCCUCUACACAAAGGGCAGCAGCAGCCCAUUAUCUGCAGAGUCAACCUGUCGCAACGUUUGUGGUGCGGCAGGCCAGGCAGAAGGAUAAACUCUCUCUGACAUUGAAGCAUCCUGGUACAGGGAAAGGUCCAUAUAUUGAGAGUUACCCCAUCGAGAGCACAUUACAAGGGGUAAAGUUGUUGAUUGAAGACAUGGUGUUCCCCGCAUUGGAUAACCUUAUAGCAUACCACAUUCAAACUCAGAUUGGAUUGCCAUGCCGAUUGGCUCUUCCAAAAGCUGUUAUGGCUGCGAGGAACUUACGGGAAAUUCAAUCUCUGGCACUGCUUGAGGAAGAUUUCUGGAAAUCAGCACACAGCAGAUCUCCAACUUUGCCAACUCCAAAAGAUGCAUUUGAAAUGGAUUCUUUAAUGCAUGUUACCCAGGGAUGUGUUGAAACUCCAACCUUUUCAAUGCCAUUCUCAAAGCAAAGCCUGUCAGAAGCCAGCUCUGUGAGACAGCAACGUGAUCAGUUGAACGUAACAUCAGCUACUUCUUUUGAAGAUGGGUUCACAAGUAAACCAGAUGUAUGUGGCAUGUAUGGAAUCAUUACUACACCACAAGUCAUUUAUCAAAAUGCUAAUACCAUUGAUAAGGAUGAUCCUAAGAGACCUGUAAGCAGCUCAUCACAGACUUUGUUGGCAGAUAGAAAGAGUAGCAUGAAUCCAAUCACAAGCUACCACAGACCUCUAUCAGAGUUUGACCGUCAGGACAUGCGCUUUAGCAGUGCCAGUGAGUUUGAUUUUGUCACAUCGACAAGUGAGCAGCGCUACCCUCCACCUAAAUGUGCACCUCCUCCCCCUCCAACAGGAGAGCAAUCCUCAAACAUUUUCAUGAUGCCAUCCUUGCCUGCAAGGUACACUUGGUCUCUAGUCAAACCUAGUUCAGAACAUGUGGAAUAUUGUUUGCCCCAUGACCAGCCUCAGUUGCCACCAAAACAAAACAAGAAACCAGCAAAUCAUGAAGGAUAUAGAAUGCCAGCUUGUGAAAGCAUGACAAAGGAUAUAUACCCAGCACAAGAGUGUGGUGUCACCUCAUUGAUUACUCAGCAGCAACAGUGUUUAUCCCACAAACAUGAUAAUUACAGGACCCCUCCCCCACCUGCUAGUUAUAGACAAUCUAAAUCCUACGCUGACUCACAGCAGCCUGCUCCUGCUGCUGCUGCUGCUGCCCCAAGGGCACAAGAGCAAAUCCAAAACAUCCUGCAGCCAUUACCUACUUAUAACAGUACUAAACAGGAGCCUGUAGCCUGGCAUGCACUUCCAGAAUUUGAUCCCCUCUUUUGCACUAGUGAGAACAAGGAACCGCCUGCAAACACAGGUAUUACUCCGGAGUCACAUACACUUAUGACAGACUGUACGCAAACAGAUGUUCAUUAUGGGAUCAAGGCAGUAACAGACAGCUCUCCAUCAAAUAACAAUAAUAGGACAUCAAACCAAAUGGCACCCAUGUCUAAUUUUCCAGACAGGACUUUAUGUGAAAUAUCAAUACCAAAACUUAUUAGAGUGCAUGAUGUGGAGUCAGGAGAGGAGGACACAUUUUCUGAUCAUGAAAUUGAAGACAUUCUAACGAAUGAAGCGGGACAUUUGUUGGAUAAUUCUUCCCAGUCAGACUGUGAAGUAAAUCCAGCAAGCUCAUUUUCUGCAGGUGUUCCUUUCACAGAAAAUGAAAAUGGUAAUCACCUGCUUCUCAGCCAGUCACUUGAAUUCAGUACAGUGGAAGCAAAUGAGCUUGAGCAAUCAAGAGAAGCACAAAAGAAGGACUUUAAAAGGAAUAAAUCUGGCCUUUCAAAUUUCAACAAGCUCAGAUUACUUGCUAAAAAAGGGUCGCGUGGGGCCACCAAGAAACUGCAUAGGAUAUCAGGAAAGAGCAAGAAGAGAGAUGCCAGCACAGACAUCCAAGAAGCAAUACUAAGAGUGGCUGCAAAUACAAGCAUUGGUCUUGGAGCUCUGGUAAAUGGAUUUAUCAGGACACAGGAAGAGAAAUGCGAGACUGACAAACCUGACAUUGUACUUCGAAGCAUCAGACAAUUCAUGAGUGGUACAAAGAAUUAUCUUCUCAACAAAAGAGAGCCAGAGAUUGAUGCUGUCAUUGACAGGCACAUGGACGAGUUGGAUCUAGCAGGUUUGGAAGCCAUUGUUGAGAGCGCUUUACAUCAGUGUGUCCUGGAACCCUUGAAGUCAGAUAUAGGCAUGAGCUGUAUCAAUGAAUAUAACAGGAAUGGAUCAAUGGCCUUAAUGGAUCAUAAUAUCAUGCAAGCAAAGAAAAGGACCCCUGAGGAGUUAGGAAUAAAGUCGAACUACAUGCCACCCGAAGGGGAAGAUCUAGAUGAGAUUCGACAGCUCUUCUUACAGCUUCAAGAGGCUUACUCCCCUCUCAACAAACUGGAUUUACUGCUCAAGAUUGUAAAAGCAAUAUACAAAUCAGUCCGAGACAGAAUCACUGGACAAGAAGUUGCAAAUUCUAUGGGAGCGGAUGAUUUCUUGCCCAUGUUAAUCUAUGUGUUAGUGCAGUGUGAAAUGAUAAGCAUGGAGAUUGAAGCAGACUACAUGUGGGGACUUCUGGACCCUUCCAUGCUAUCCGGGGAGGGUGGCUAUUACCUUACUACCCUCAGCAGUGCAAUUUGUGUCUUGAAGCAAUUUGAAGAGGACAAUACUAGAGAGACACAGGGCUUCCUUACUGUGCUAGCUGCAGUAAGCCAAGAUCCUACCUGUAUUAGCCUCAAGACUUUACCUGUAUUGCCUGGUAUGCUGGCCAGUGAAGUGUGUGGUAUCUUAGCUCAACGAAUGAACUUGAGAGAUGCUGAAGACUACAGGUUGUACUUACUCCGAGACUCUAUUGAAAUUCCGGUGGAAGGUUUUGAGUGUCCAUUGAAUAUUAAGAAUGAGGAGGAAGCUGAUGGGAGUAGGGGCUGUCGCUUUGGAUACAGACCAGUACAUACAGAGGUCAAUUGGCCGCGGACUAGUGGAUCGAUGUAGUAACUGAUCAGGAGCUGUUACUUUCAGUCCAGAGCAAUACAUAGAGAGUUCUUGUGGCCUACUGUAUGAGGAGUGAAGACUGGUUCAGCUAGUGAUAUAAGACAAUGUGGCCUACUGUAUGAGGAGUGAAGCCUGGUUCAGCUAGUGAUAUAAGACAAUGUGGCCUACUGUAUGAGGAGUAAAGACUGGUUUAGCUAGUGAUAUAAGACAAUGUGGCCUACUGUAUGAGGAGUGAAGACUGGUUCAGCUAGUGAUAUAAGACAAUGUGGCCUACUGUAUGAGGAGUAAAGACUGGUUUAGCUAGUGAUAUAAGACAAUGUGGUCUACUGUAUGAGGAGUGAAGACUGGUUCAGCUAGUGAUAUAAGACAAUGUGGCCUACUGUAUGAGGAGUGAAGACUGGUUCAGCUAGUGAUAUAAGACAAUGUGGCCUACUGUAUGAGGAGUAAAGACUGGUUUAGCUAGUGAUAUAAGACAAUGUGGCCUACUGUAUGAGGAGUGAAGACUGGUUCAGCUAGUGAUAUAAGACAAUGUGGCCUACUGUAUGAGGAGUAAAGACUGGUUUAGCUAGUGAUAUAGGACAAUUACUUUGGAUUCAGACUCAUGAAUAUUAAACUCUGAGGUCAGUUUGCGUUGGACUUCGGAUGAUGUUA
Messenger RNA from Strongylocentrotus purpuratus (purple sea urchin), 4393 nucleotides. RefSeq names its product protein sprint. Lineage: Eukaryota; Metazoa; Echinodermata; Echinoidea; Camarodonta; Strongylocentrotidae. Gene Ontology annotation, molecular function: small GTPase binding; guanyl-nucleotide exchange factor activity. Bases 272 to 3742 code for a protein of 1156 amino acids. Gene Ontology annotation, biological process: vesicle-mediated transport; signal transduction. The record is from RefSeq and is a predicted model, not a curated record. Gene Ontology annotation, cellular component: endocytic vesicle; cytosol. The transcript has 18 exons.